Columba livia (rock pigeon) is the source of this 1369-nucleotide messenger RNA. It is a transcript of the gene MYDGF, whose product is annotated as myeloid derived growth factor. The record is from RefSeq and is a predicted model, not a curated record. The transcript is spliced from 6 exons. Gene Ontology annotation, biological process: positive regulation of endothelial cell proliferation; positive regulation of angiogenesis. Lineage: Eukaryota; Metazoa; Chordata; Aves; Columbiformes; Columbidae. The coding region runs from base 16 to 597 and encodes 193 amino acids.
UUGCCCACAUCCAAGAUGGCCGCCCGGGCGCCCGCCGCACGCGUUGACCCCGCCCGCCCGCCCGGCCGCCGUGGCCAGGGCUUCCUUUCCAAGAUGGCGGCGCCCAGCGGGAGGAGCGGCCGGCGGCUGUGGGCCGCGCUGCUGCCCGCCGCCCUGCUGUGCCUGGCGGCCCGGGCGGCGGAGGAACCGAGCACGGCCGAGUUCGACGUGCGGCCCGGCGGGGAGGUUCAUUCCUUCUCCCGGAGCCUGGGGGAUUACACCUGCACCUUCACAUACUCAGCUCAGGGAGGAACCAACGAGCAAUGGCAGAUGAACAUUGGAGUCAGCGAGGACAACCUGCUCUUCUCCUGCUCCGUCUGGAGGCCCCAAGGGAAGUCAUAUCUCUUCUUUACCCAGUUUAAAGCUGAAGUGAAAGGAGCCAAGAUAGAGCACGCCAUGGCUUAUUCUCAAGCUGCAGCGGGUGGACAAAGCGACAUCCCCUUAAAACAGGAAGAAUUUGAAAUCACCGAAACAACAGUCUCUCACAGGGAAGGCAAGUUCCGUUUCGAACUGUCCAAACUCAUGAUCGUAGCAAAAACGCCCCGUGACGAGCUGUGACCCCGAGGCCAGGGCUGGGCCGCGUGUUUUAGCCGGAAGAACACGGCAGUAAAUAGGAUUAUUUGUUAACUGCUGGAUUUCUUUUUUUGGGGGGGGUUGGCCAAACCUUUUUAUGUUUUUCCAUAUUAAAACGUGCCAGGGUCCAACACGAGGCGCUCGGAGGUGUUAAGACAGAUAUAUUCUGUCUUGUGUCAGAGUAACAAUGUGCUUUGCAGCUGGAAUCCUCCUGAUCUGCAGCCAGCCGUUCUGCCGCCCGCUUUCUGCUUGGCUGAUCUGCUGAACAGGGGAAAGCUCCCCCCGAACUUAUCUCCCUUGCUCGGAAGAGCAAUGCGGGGAGAUAAGCAGCUGGAUUUAACCACGGUUUGCUCAAGGAGAAGUUGUUAACACUGUAGCCUCUGGAGGGGAGAUGGGAUUUCUCCCUCUUUGCAAGCGUGACGGGAGGAAAUAAUGAAAUUGGGUGGGAGGGGGAAGGAAGGGAUGGAGUCGGCCAAAGCUCUCGGGCUCUUUGGUGAGUGCAGCUACUAAAACCAUCACUAGGGAGGAUGUUCUGGCCCUGCCCUGGUGCAGAGCGCAGGUUGGGAUCACUCGGAGCUGCUUAUUCUGACACAACCCAGGAACCAAUCCGAGCAAACACUUUUCAUGUCUCAGUACAACCGCAGGACUAUUUUCUACGUACAGAAGCGAUUUUUUUCAUAUCUAGAGUCAUAACAGUGAGGGAACGUGGAAUUCCUCUCCUGUGUAAAUACAACGCAAAUAAAGAAAUAAAGCAUCA